This is a messenger RNA of Drosophila montana, 4551 nucleotides long. It is a transcript of the gene stumps, whose product is annotated as DBB domain-containing protein stumps. The record is from RefSeq and is a predicted model, not a curated record. Gene Ontology annotation, molecular function: fibroblast growth factor receptor binding; transmembrane receptor protein tyrosine kinase adaptor activity. Bases 420 to 4085 code for a protein of 1221 amino acids. The transcript has 7 exons. Lineage: Eukaryota; Metazoa; Arthropoda; Insecta; Diptera; Drosophilidae. Gene Ontology annotation, cellular component: cytosol.
UUUCGUUUUGCCGUGGAACCGUUUGGCGGCGGCCCGCAAGCGACGUGCGCGUUCUGAAUAUUUGGAAAAUGUCGAGUAGCAGCGCGUUCGUGGUUCUAUUUUGAUUUACGUCUUUAUGUGUUACCGUUACGUUUGCAUAUACAUACAUAGAUAUAACGUUGUUACAACGCUGCAGCGCCAUCUAGCGCUGGUCGACCUGUUGCUGUCGUUGUUUUUGCCUAGUUUCCAAUUGUGUGUGUCCAAAACUUUGACUGGCCAUAUCCGCCGGAAGCACCUUAACGGGCCAGAACAAGUGCAAAGCCCCUGAACUGAACUGAACCAAACUGAGCUCCACUGAGCCCGGCUGAGCUCUCUAUAGCUCCCCAAAUGGCAGACUAAACAAUCGAUACAUUGGGCAAGACUUUGUGGCAAUUAUCAACAUGUCAUUGGACAAUCCGUGUUAUUUCAAUGAUGCCAAAUCGCCCCGCACGCCGGACUCGCAGUCAUCCGGCAAGGGCUUCUCGAUAUUCAAACGCCGGAACUCUAAGGGCAGCAGUCCACGACCCGCACUGGCCGCCAAUCCGGAACAGAUGCGUCUCAUCACAUCGGCCAAUCUGGAUACGACAGCAACGAUGGCCUUUGGCAGCCCGCGCGGCAGCUUCAACUCUCUGGGCGGUUUCUCACAACAAUCGUUUGAACUGCAGCCGUUGAUGUAUUGCCAGCGCUCAUCCAAUUCGCAAUCGGAGUCGUUUCGCGAACGGCUCGGCUCCUGCAAUGAGACGCACAGCUCCCAUUGCCCUGGAGGCGGCGCCGAACACGACGAGGUCUUCAAUGCAAGCAAAUCCCAGCGCCAUCACACGCUGCCAAGCGGCGGCACACGUCGUCACUCGUUCGGCAACUGGGCACAGCAGCCGCCGCAGCAGCAGCAGCAGCAGCGCCAGUUCAACACAUCCGCAUCCACAUGCACAUCGCCAUCGAUUGGACCCAGCUCGCCGGAUGAGGUGCCCAGCAUGCUGGCCCCGCGUCCCCCCGUGCUAUCGCCGAACAAAUUUCGCGGCUCAUCCUAUCGUCGAAGAGACAACUGCGGCAACGUGAACAACACAAACGGAUCUGCUUCUGCCACCGGCUACGGCUUCAGUCAGCCGGGCUACAACAUGGACGACAUACUGAUCAUCACUGCCAAGCACAGCGAACGCGCCUAUCUGCGCGCCACUUUCCUGAAGAACCAUUUCGACAAGAUCACCAAGCAGCGCGGACGCAAACCAUUCAAUUUUCUGCACAUAAAAAUUGAUGAUGGCCCCUUCAGCGAGGAGAUCGCUCAAAAAUAUCAAAAUACGGCGCUGCAAAUUGUCAUUCUGUGCCCAGCCCUGUUGGCACUGCCACACAGUUUCCUGAUGGCGCAGCUGACAUCGAUAAUACGCGUGGAGAAGGUGCUGGCCAUAUUGCUGGAUGUGGGCGAAGAUAAGGUCAAGGAGAUGCACAAGACGGCGCUGCCCAACUAUUAUAAAUGGCGUCGCUGCGUGGUGCGGGACAACGAUCAGGCGCAGAUCAGUCACAUUUUGGGCAUAGCCACCGAUAUAUUGGGCCGGGCGCUGUGCCAGCGUCCGCCCUGUCAGGAUAGCAGCAAUAGCAACAACAGCAGCAUCUCGCGCAGCAUGUCCAGCUGCUCGGAGGGCUUUACCGUGCUGCCCAAGAAGGUCAAGCAGGGCCAAAAUAAAGUGUUGGCCAUACUGUCCGAGCCGCUGAAGCCGAACGACACGCUUAAGCUGCUCGUGGAGAAGUCGGGCGAGCUGCUUGAGGUACGGAAUUUCAAGUGCCGCAAUCCUUACACUGUCCAGUUCGCCAUACCCGAAUCCUGCAUGGAGAUAUCCACCAUGAUUGAAAUACGCAUCGAGAAGAACAACAAGAGCCUCGGCGCACGUCCCAUCAAAUGCGAGAGUCGCCUGCGUGAAUUGGAGCAGCUGCUGCGCGUCGAGGACUCGCCCAUUGAGUUCAUGUGCCAUGCCCUGGGCGUGGGUCCUCUGGAGCGCGAUGCAUUGGAUCAACAUUUGCUGCAGUGCUUCCAGCGCAAUAUGCCGCCCAAUUUCCAUCUGCUCAACGGACCCAGCGAGCGCCAGCCGCACUUUUUCACACGCCUCGAGUCCAGUCCCGAGGAGUAUCCAACACUGUUGCACUUCGCCGCACGCUGGGGCCUCAAUCGGCUCUGCCUGCAGCUCAUGGAGUGUCCCGGCGGCGACACGGCCUGCGGUGUGCGCAACUGCGCUGGCCGCACGCCCGCUGAGCUGGCCGAGCAGGAGGGUCACCAUAAGCUGGCCCAGAAUCUGAUCAGUUUCUCGGAGUUUCACAAUCUCACAAUGGUCUAUCACUACUUCAAGGGCGUGGACAAUGCCAGCAGCGGCGCCAGCAGCCCGGGUGCCCAGACCAAGCCGUGUGGCAGCAAGGGCGCCCAGGUGGUCAUCGGAGCACUGCCAUCGUCGCCCAGAAGCAAACCACCCAAGCAGCUGCCCACGGCAGAGUAUAUGGAAAUGUCCAGCGGCUCGGAGCGCGAGAAUACGCCGGAGGUGCGCACCAAAACUGAGACAAUGGCCAUAUCGAAUCUCAACUACAUCAGCGUGGAGACCGAGGAUGAGAAUCUAGAGAGCUGCGCCACAGAGAAGCAUCUGGAGUCCAGCAAAGUGCUGGAGCCGGCAACUGGACCCGAGCAAACCACCAACGAGCUGCGCAUCAACGAACCGCCAUACUAUCAAUCCAAAGAGCAAAACAAAUCCGAGGAUGUGGUAGAUGGAGCAGCCAACUAUCAGACCACAGAUAAGUUCAGCCAGGAAUGCUCACAGCUGCUGGAGAACCAGGCAAUGGCCGGCAACGAUUACGUGAUGCAGCCCUCCAACAUACCAGUGCCGCCCGUUGUGCCCGAUGAUGGCAACUAUCUGUUCCAGCCCUCCAAUCGGCCGGUGGAGGAACCGCUGCGCCUGAGUCGCUCCACAACGCGACUGCCUCAGACCAAUAACAGCUAUGGCACAUUGAAGCGCAGCGCGAGCGAUGCCUCCAGCAGCACGCGGGCCAAUGCCGACGACGAGCUGGCCGAGAUUAUGCACGAUUUCAAGAACAAUGUGCUGUCCAUACAUGAUGUGGAGCUGCUCGUCGAGAAGUGGAAGCAUCGUAAUGAUGUACAGCAAAGCUUCCGCGAGAAGCAGGAGCAGAUCGAUCAGCUGCGUCGCGAAUACGAGCGCAUACAUGAGCAUGUCAGGUCACAGCUAAAACGCGAGACGCCCUUUGAGCGCAUCAAGAAGCUCUUCUCCAGACAGAAGCCACAUGCCGCCGUCGAGAAGCAGAGCAGCUGUGCGGACAGUCUGCUGGACGAGACGAAGAGCUCUAUUGCGACCAACUGCAGCCUCAAGUCUUCGGCGCGUCCCAUUAGCUCGCUGAGUCUGCAGAGCGUUUCCAGCUCGAGCUCCUCCUCGGGCCGUCUCAGCACGGGCAGCAACUGCAGUGGCGCCUCGCUGGGCGACUCUGGCACACAUUCAGAUCAUGAGGAGCGUCGUCAGUUUGGCUGCCGCCUGGGCACGCCCGGUUCGCUGAUGGAUAACUAUUUGGUGCCGCCGCCGCCGCGUCCAGUUUUUACGCCGGUGUCAACGCCAGGCGAUGAACGGCAUCAGAUUGUGUUCCCCUCACCAAUGUCCAGCUGCCAGCGCCUACACACGCCCACCAGUCCCACUGGCUCCGAUCACUAUCAGAUGUUUCCAUCGAAUAUACCCGUCUACUGCAAUGGCAGCCAGCCGCUGUCCACAUCGCAGAGCAGCAGCUAUCUAAACACCAUUAUGGAGGCAAAGGAACAGGAUACGCAGCACUACCAAAACGGUGUCACCCUGCAGCCCAUCAAGCUGAACGAGCGACCCAACAUCAUCUAUGGCAAACUCACCAAGAGCCACUCCAGCAGCGGCUGCAGCUCGUUCAAGCCCAAACAGGUUGCCUGUCCGCAGGUGGGCAGCAUCGAGGUGCAGGCUGAGGUCUAUCAAAAUGUGGGCAGCCCAACGGAGGAGGCGACAACCCCGGAAGUUCCGGUCAAGGAACAAUCCAACGAGGCGCCCAACUACAUGAACUGCUAGGCCUUGUUUCGUGUAUUUCUCGUAGCUGCAUAAGUUUUCAUAUGAUAUAUAUAUAUCUAGCCUAAGCUUAAGUGCAUAUAUAAAUUCGAUAUUGCUGGAAUGAGUAUAAACUAGUUAAACAAACGGUUGUAAUCAGCCGCAAAACAUAUUAUAAAAUAUUUCUCGACUACAUUUAACUCACUAACUAAGUAUGUAACUUUUUUUAAUAUACAUGCAGCAACAUAUUGUAUUAUCUUUAGCUAUCGUUCUCGAUCUUUGAAAUGUACAUUAUUUUGAAACGAUUGCAAGCAACCAAAAUAACAUAUCAGAUAGUCUUAGGCCGGGUCUCGAACCAACGAAUUGCAUGUUUGUAAUUCUAGAUCUAAGUACUCCCCCCCAUUUGUAUUAAGCCUAGCAUGCAGCUGAGCAUGAAAAACACAUAUUUUUCGCACAAAGUUAAAUGCAAUAAAUUGAAUUCUUUAAGCAA